Molecule: messenger RNA, 4610 nt
Organism: Nerophis lumbriciformis (worm pipefish)
Lineage: Eukaryota; Metazoa; Chordata; Actinopteri; Syngnathiformes; Syngnathidae
Product: poly [ADP-ribose] polymerase tankyrase-1-like
Molecular function (GO): NAD+ poly-ADP-ribosyltransferase activity; protein binding
Source: RefSeq, a predicted model, not a curated record
GCAGCGUUUAUUGUUGCUGGUGAGCUGCUGUAAUGGCGGUGUCUCGUCGCUCCGCGCAGCAGCAACAACAACAACAACAACAACAACAACAACUAAAUAGCUUACAGUCGCCGCCGAGGAGCAGCUCGCUUUCAGGUGUUCCUUCGGCCGCCCCGCUGAUGGCCUCGGCCAACUCGCCGCUCCACACCGAGCGGGAAUGCAACGGCGGCAUCGAAGGCUCUGCGGCCUCCCCGGACCUCGCAGCCCCGCUCCUCGCCACCAGCGCCAGCCCCAGCAGCACCACCGCCUCCGGGGGCAGCAACGUCUCCAGCCCCGGCUCCGGGGCCGCCAGCCCCGCCGACGGAAUAAGCGGAAUCGGCGGCGCGUUCAGGGAGUUGUUCGAGGCCUGUCGCAACGGGGACGUGUCGAGGGUGAAGAGGCUCGUCGACACCGUCAACGUGAACGCCAAAGACAUGGCUGGUCGCAAGUCCACUCCUCUGCACUUCGCUGCGGGGUUUGGAAGGAAAGAUGUAGUGGAGCAUCUCCUUCAGACGGGGGCCAAUGUCCAUGCCAGGGAUGAUGGAGGUCUAAUCCCCCUGCACAAUGCCUGCUCCUUUGGCCAUGCAGAGGUUGUGGGCCUCCUCCUGUGUCAGGGCGCAGACCCCAAUGCCAGAGAUAACUGGAACUACACUCCUCUGCACGAGGCUGCCAUCAAGGGAAAGAUUGAUGUGUGCAUAGUGUUACUCCAGCAUGGUGCUGAUCCGAACAUACGCAAUACUGAUGGAAAGUCAGCUCUGGAUCUGGCUGACCCUUCCGCCAAGGCCGUACUAACAGGUGAAUACAAGAAAGAUGAGCUCCUGGAAGCAGCAAGGAGUGGAAAUGAAGAAAAACUAAUGGCUUUACUGACUCCAUUAAAUGUCAACUGCCAUGCCAGUGAUGGCCGAAAGUCAACAUCUCAAAAAAUGCUGUCAACUCCUCUCCACCUGGCUGCCGGCUACAACCGAGUGCGCAUCGUACAACUACUCCUUCAGCAUGGAGCUGAUGUUCACGCUAAGGACAAGGGCGGCCUGGUUCCUCUACACAAUGCUUGUUCCUACGGUCACUUUGAGGUUACUGAGCUUCUGCUUAAGCAUGGCGCCUGUGUCAACGCCAUGGACUUGUGGCAGUUCACUCCUCUCCAUGAGGCAGCAUCCAAGAACCGUGUAGAGGUUUGCUCCUUGCUGCUGAGCCACGGUGCUGAUCCCACCUUGCUCAACUGCCACAGCAAGAGUGCUGUGGACAUGGCCCCCACCCCAGAGUUAAAGGAGAGACUGACCUAUGAGUUCAAAGGUCAUUCACUGCUGCAGGCAGCACGGGAAGCAGACAUGGCCAAAGUGAAGAAGACGCUGGCUUUGGAAAUCAUCAGCUUCAAACAUCCUCAAACCAAUGAGACAGCUCUGCAUUGUGCUGUGGCUUCUCCCCACCCAAAGAGGAAGCAAGUAACUGAAUUGCUGCUGCGUAAAGGUGCCAACAUUAAUGAGAAGAACAAGGACUUUAUGACUCCUUUGCACGUUGCUGCCGAGAGAGCUCACAAUGACAUUCUGGAGGUGCUACAGAAACACGGAGCCAAGAUAAAUGCUGUGGACACGCUCGGACAGACCGCUCUGCACAGGGCCGCACUGGCCGGUCACAUUCAAACCUGCAAGCUGUUGCUAGGCUACGGGGGCGACCCAUCCAUCGUGUCCCUGCAGGGUUUCACUGCUGCACAGAUGGGUAACGAAGCUGUUCAACAGAUUCUCAAUGAUAACGUUCCCACACGUAACUCUGACGUGGACUACAGAUUUCUUGAAGCAGCCAAAGCAGGAGAUCUCGAGACCGUGCAGCAACUCUGCACCCCUCAAAAUGUAAACUGUCGCGAUUUGGAGGGUCGCCACUCAACUCCACUCCACUUUGCUGCUGGUUACAACCGAGUGGCUGUUGUCGAAUACCUGCUUCACCACGGAGCUGAUGUACAUGCCAAGGACAAGGGCGGACUGGUUCCUCUGCACAACGCAUGCUCCUACGGCCACUAUGAAGUUGCAGAGUUGCUGGUCAGGCAUGGAGCCUCAGUAAAUGUCGCCGACCUGUGGAAGUUUACCCCGCUUCACGAAGCGGCAGCCAAGGGCAAAUAUGAGAUUUGCAAGCUACUGCUCAAACAUGGAGCGGAUCCGUCUAAGAAGAACCGAGACGGCAACAUGCCACUGGACAUGGUGAAAGAUGGAGACACUGACAUCCAGGAUCUGCUUAGGGGUGAUGCUGCCCUGCUGGAUGCUGCCAAAAAAGGUUGCCUGGCCCGCGUCCAGAAACUUUGCUCCCCAGAGAACAUCAACUGCAGAGACACUCAAGGCCGCAACUCCACACCACUCCACCUUGCAGCUGGUUACAACAAUCUGGAAGUGGCUGAGUAUCUGCUGGAGCAUGGGGCUGAUGUCAACGCGCAAGACAAGGGAGGCCUUAUACCUCUCCACAAUGCUGCCUCCUAUGGGCAUGUGGAUAUAGCAGCUCUGCUCAUAAAGUACAAUACAUGUGUGAAUGCCACAGACAAAUGGGCUUUCACUCCCCUUCACGAGGCAGCCCAGAAGGGUCGCACACAGCUCUGUGCCCUCCUGCUCGCUCAUGGGGCUGAUCCAACCAUGAAGAACCAAGAGGGCCAGACAGCCCUGGACCUGGCCACGGCUGAUGACAUCAGAGCCCUCCUGAUGGACGCCAUGCCCCCGGACUCUCUUCCCAGCUGCUUCAAGCCACAGGCCACAGUGGUUAGCGCCUCUGUCAUCUCCCCGGCCUCCACACCGUCCUGCUUAUCAGCUGCCAGCAGCAUAGACAACCUGGCCGGGCCUCUGACUGAGCUGGCAAGCGGUGCUGCUGCUGCUGCUGCUGGGAACUCAGGAGUAGCAGAUGGAGCAACAGGCACUGACCGCAAGGAAGGAGAAUUGACAAUGCUGGACAUGAACAUAAGUCAGUUCAUGAAGAGUCUUGGUCUGGAGCACUUAAGGGAUAUUUUUGAAAGAGAGCAGAUAACUUUGGAUGUCCUAGCUGACAUGGGCCACGAGGAGCUGAAAGAAAUCGGGAUCAAUGCCUACGGUCACCGACACAAACUUAUCAAGGGUGUAGAGAGGCUGCUGGGUGGCCAGCAAGGUGGCAACCCAUACCUUACAUUCCACUGUGCCAACCAGGGCACCAUCCUCAUAGACCUCGCUCCAGAUGACAAGGAGUAUCAGUCUGUGGAAGAGGAGAUGCAGAGCACCAUCAGAGAGCACAGAGAUGGAGGCAAUGCAGGCGGGGUCUUCAGCAGAUACAACAUCAUCAAGAUCCAAAAAAUCGUGAACAAGAAGUUGAGGGAACGUUACACGCACAGGCAGAAGGAGAUCGCAGAUGAAAACCAUAACCACCACAAUGAGCGCAUGCUGUUUCACGGUUCCCCAUUCAUCAACGCCAUCAUACACAAGGGCUUUGACGAGCGUCACGCCUAUAUAGGAGGAAUGUUCGGGGCGGGUAUCUACUUCGCUGAGAACUCCUCCAAGAGCAACCAGUACGUCUAUGGCAUCGGCGGAGGCACAGGCUGUCCGACACACAAAGACCGGUCCUGUUACCUGUGCCACAGGCAGAUGUUGUUUUGCAGGGUGACCCUGGGAAAGUCCUUCUUACAGUUCAGCGCCAUGAAAAUGGCCCACGCUCCGCCAGGACACCACUCUGUGAUCGGGCGGCCCAGCGUGAACGGCUUGGCCUACGCGGAGUAUGUGAUCUACCGAGGAGAGCAGGCCUACCCAGAGUACAUCAUAACCUACCAGAUCUUAAAACCAGAGAGCGUGGCCCAGUCUGCUGCAGCCGCUGAACAGAAGUCCUAAAUGCUAUUAUUUUGUCCUUUUGUAUAGACCAUGCAUAAAGAGGCGUAUUGGUAUUUUUCCAGUUUCCCCCCCCCCCCAGUGGACUCCAUGGUGACCAGUUCUUUGUGAGCAGAUAUCUCUUCUACUCGUCUCUCUCCGAUCCUUGUGCAUUCAGCCGCAUGUGAGUCCCAGUAGUUACUUCUAUUGCUAGUUUGGAGAAUGACCAACCUCUCAUAUAUUUACACGUACUGUUUUAAAUAUGUGGACUAUGAAUGCAGCCAUAUCUGUGCUCAUACUGUACAGAGGAUUUAAGGUGAACACUAUCAAAAAGGUCAUUCUGUAAACAUGACUGAAUUUUAAGGACAAGACUGCUGACAGUUUCCAGUGCUUUUAGUUCCGUUGCAUGUGCUGUAUGGAAGGCUGAGAGACUUUUGUUUUGGCAUUACAAUAUAGUCCUGUUAGAGUAACACAGCUUGAUUGCAAUGUAGAACCUGGUAAUAGGACACAUACGGAUUAUGUAUGAUGGACUAUCUUAGCCUUGAAACAUGCUUGUGAACUCAUCAAAGCAUCCUGCUCUCACUGUCUUUGCAAAUACAUCCCAUGCAGAAGGAUUUGCACUUUUACAUAGAUACCUAUUUAAGUUAUUUGAAUUGAAAAAACAUUUUCAGGAAAAAAAAAAAGUGUACAGGUUGUGUAAAUGGUUGUUUAUAACUUGCUGUUUAACAGUGUCUUAAGUUGAACGUUUUGUUUUUCCUUUCAUGCCUUCUAGAUUUUCCCUUUUUUUUUUUU